GCUUCUCUUGCCUCCUCUAGCAGCUUUCCGGAAUCUCUACGCAGAGUUAGUGACGCUCCGUUCCCACAAUGCUGCGGGCCCUGAUUGGGGAAGAUGGCGGAGGGAGGAGCGGCUGAUCUGGAAACUCAACGAGCGGAGAUCGCGGCGCUGUUAAAGACACAGCUACGGAAGGGAGAGACGUGGUAUUUGGCUGAUAGCCGCUGGUUCAAACAGUGGAAAAAAUAUGUUGGUUUUGACAACUGGGACAAAUACCAGAUGGGAGACCAGAAUGUGUAUCCAGGUCCCAUUGACAAUUCUGGACUCCUCAAAGAUGGCGACUUCCUGUCUCUCAAGGAACACCUCAUUGAUGAGUUGGACUAUAUCCUGGUACCUACUGAGGGUUGGAAUAAGCUAGUCAGUUGGUAUGGUCUGACAGAGAACCAAGAGCCAGUAGCACGAAAGGUGGUUGAACAGGGUAUGUUUGUGAAGCACUGCAAAGUAGAGGUGUAUCUCACAGAACUGAAGUUGUGUGAGGAUGGAAACAUGGACAAUCUUGUAACUAGACGAUUUAGCAAAGCAGACACAAUAGACACCAUUGAAAAGGAGAUGAGAAAAUGCUUUACUAUUCCUGAUGAAAAGGAGACUAGAUUGUGGAACAAGUACAUGAGCAACACAUUUGAACCUUUGAACAAACCCGACAGCACCGUACAGGAUGCUGGUCUUUAUCAAGGACAGGUUCUUGUAAUAGAGCAAAAAAAUGACGAUGGAACGUGGCCAAGAGGCUCUUCUACACCCAAGUCACCAGGUGCUUCACAUUUUUCUACUUUACCAAAGAUCUCGCCUUCAUCUCUAUCGAACAAUUAUAACAGCUUCAACAACAGAAAUGUAAAAAACUCAAACUACUCAAUCCCAUCAUACUCUUCUUAUAACAACUAUGAUUAUCAAGAGCAAGGAAGACACAAUGAGCUGCCCGGCCUGUGUGGCCUGUGUAACUUGGGGAACACUUGUUUCAUGAACUCAGCUGUACAGUGUUUAAGUAAUACACCCCCACUAACGGAGUACUUCUUAAAUGAUAAAUACCAGGAAGAGCUGAACAUGGACAAUCCUUUAGGGAUGCGAGGUGAAAUAGCAAAAGCCUAUGCAGACCUUAUUAAGCAAAUAUGGUCAGGAAAAUUCAACUAUAUUACUCCAAGGGCAUUUAAGACACAAGUUGGCAGAUUUGCACCUCAGUUUUCUGGCUACCAACAACAGGACUCUCAAGAGCUCCUGGCUUUUCUUCUUGAUGGAUUACAUGAAGAUCUAAACAGAAUAAGAAAAAAGCCAUACAUUCAGCUUAAAGACACAGAGGGGCGGCCAGAUAAGGUUGUUGCAGAAGAAGCUUGGGAGAUCCAUCUAAAACGGAAUGACUCUAUUAUUGUAGAUAUUUUUCAUGGCCUCUUCAAAUCAACCUUGGUCUGCCCUGUGUGUUGUAAGGUUUCAGUGACAUUUGACCCAUUCUGUUAUCUAACUAUUCCAUUACCCAUGAAGAAAGAGCGCACAUUGGAAGUGUACCUGGUCCGCUUGGAUCCACUUACAAAACCAAUGCAGUACAAGCUAGUUGUUCCUAAGGUUGGGUAUCUAUCAGAUCUGUGUGCAGCCCUGUCAACCUUAAGCGGAGUACCUGCAGACAGGAUGAUUGUAACAGAUAUCUACAACCAUAGAUUUCACAGAAUAUUUGCAACCGAUGAAAACUUAAGUAGCAUCAUGGAACGGGACGACAUUUAUGUAUUUGAAAUGGCCAUUAAUAGGUCAGAAGACACAGAUCAUGUUAUCAUCCCUGUGUAUCAACGGGAGAAAUACAGGCAAUCCGGGUACAACCACAGUGGCUCCCCUUUGUUUGGUCAACCAUUUUUGAUCACUGUGCCAAGAGUCAUAAGUGAAGACAAGUUCUAUAAUAUGUUACUGUUGAGAAUGUGCCGGUAUGUUCAGACAACAACUGAAAAUGAUGAGGCAGAAGAAACCCCACGUUGUUGCAAAGACCGCGGUGUUAAUGGCAACGGCUCUAACGGAGUACAUGAGGAAGGAUCCCCAAGUAAGUCUACAAGUGAAAUGGAGACGGACGAACAGGAUGACGAAUCUAGUCAGGAUCAGGAGCUUCCUUCAGAAAAUGAUAACAGCCAAUCAGAGGGGUCUGUGGGAGGAGACAAUGACCUGGAGAAUGGGAUUGGUGCCGAUCAAAAGAACAAAGGGCAACAGCAGUUUGUGGGACACAAAAAACGACUCUUUACAUUCCAGUUUAACAACCUGGGAAACACAGACUUCAAUUACAUCAAAGAAGAGACCAGGCAAAUACGGUUUGAUGACAGACAACAUAGGCUAGACGAGAGAUCCUAUCUGUCUUUGGACUGGGAACCAGGACUGAAGAAAAGAUAUUAUGAUGACAAUGCAGCUGAGGAUUUUGAGAAGCACGAAAGCAUGGAAUAUAAACCUCAAAAAAAGGUCUUUGUCAAAUUAAAAGAUUGUAUUGAGCUUUUCACUACAAAGGAAAAACUUGGAAUAGAGGACCCAUGGUACUGUCCGAACUGUAAACAACACCAGCAAGCCACUAAGAAGCUAGAUCUGUGGUCGCUGCCCCCAGUUCUUGUGGUGCAUGUGAAACGCUUUUCCUACAGCAGAUAUAUGAGGGACAAGUUGGAUACCUUGGUCGAUUUUCCUAUAAGUGAUUUGGACAUGUCGGAGUUCCUGAUCAAUCCCAAUGCUGGCCCUUGUCGAUACGAUCUGAUUGCUGUAUCUAACCACUAUGGAGGAAUGGGUGGAGGACACUAUACUGCCUUUGCUAAGAGCAAAGAUGAUGACAAGUGGUACUACUUUGAUGACAGCAGCGUUUCAACUGCAUCUGAGGAGCAAAUAGUGUCCAAGGCUGCUUAUGUACUCUUCUACCAGAGACAAGACACAAUCAGUGGAACUGGAUAUUUUGCACUUGACCGGGAAGCUGAGAAAGGGGCUUCAGCUGCUGCAGGGGCUCCGGCAGAGAGCGAUGAAGACUUGAAUGAAAAUGACAAUGACGAGCACGAUGUAGAAAAUGAAAACUGUAUGCACACUAACUGAGAGGACUAUCUGAAGCCAUAAACAAAAAACCUCCAUGCAGAUUGAGUCCAUGCUGUUUAGCUUUAAUUUAGAAUGGGAAUGUGUUUAAUAGCUGACAAUACAAACUGUCUGCACUGCAGUGAUGAAUGCUGAUGAUGUAAGAGAAUCAAAUACUUGCAGAUAUAUAGCGCAUCUAUCCCCUAUUUUCAAAUUAAAAGAAUGUUGGAGAUUUGUGAUAUAUAUAUAUAUAUAUAUAUAUAUAUAUAUAUAUAUAUAUAUAUAUAUAUAUAUAUAUAUAUAUAUAUAUAUAUUCAUUUUUUUAUUAUUACUCAGAGGUACUACAUACAUAUGUUUGCAUAUGAAUUUUAAUUUCUGCUUUGUAAAUACUUAAGAUGAGCACUGAAAGUGUUGGUGAACCUGCUGGACUGUCACGGAUAUUGCACAAUCAUCCCUGAUAUAUUGUAGAUAAAAUUAGUGCCACAAGUUCAGCAAUUGUUUUAUGAAUUCUCAGAGGGUCUUUACAUUAGUGUUUACUGCUUUAAAAAAAAAACCACCUUUUAAAUUGCAGAGUAAAUGUGUGUGAUCUGACAUUUCUACUACUUUGAAGUACAGUGACAAGAUUCAUGUAUCUUUUUUUUAUAAUAGUUGUGAUCAUUUUAAAAGCUGCUGAUAGACUGGUUCUGGGUUUUAGAUCUCUAUAUAAUAAUGCCUCUUUGUUACCUGGUCCCUCAUUCAUGCUCUAUUAAGUAAGCUGAUUUAUUGCAUUUGCCAUUAACACCUAAAACGCUCAACACCAAAUGGAUAUUUGCCCUAUCUGAAUGUGAUUUUGUUGGGUUUAAAGCUUUGCUUUAAAACCAAAAAUCCAACUGUAUAUUAUCUAUAUAUUUGCACAAAUCCUUGUCAGAAGAUUUUUUUAGCUUUGAGGUUAUACAUGUUGGUGAUGUAGUAGUUCUUCUGAUUUUAUUUUGUCAUCCAGAAGAAAAUCACCAUAGCCUUACUGUAAUCUCAGAAGAUGUGCAUAGUUAAAAUAACAUCUGCAUGACAGUUUAAUAAACUUAGACAUAUCAAGUAAGUUUUAUGCCUCGAAUUUAGCACUGACCAGUCACAUACAAAGGGGCCAGGAUGCCAAUAAUAAAUAAAUAAAAGUGUGAAGUUUUGACUUGUUUUGAUUGAUGCCUUCCGUAGGAUGUAGUUCUAGGAAUGUAUUUUUUUUUAUUUUUGACUACCUUUCAUAGUAGAUCCGUGAAUGCUGGGGUACGCUACUAAUAUCACUACCUAAGUAAAUGCUUAAUGACCCACUUGCAGGAUAAAGAGAUGGUGGUCUUCAAUAGGAAAAAUAAAUUAAACAUAAAAUAAGCUAUAAAUAUUGUAUAUAAAAGUUCACUCUGUGAGUGCACAUUUAGUAAAUUAUUUAUGUUAGUGUUGCUGAAAGCAAUGUAUAUGACCAGGAUUGUGUGAGAUCUAGGGGGUAUGGUUUUGCUCUGUAACUCUUCUGGGUGCUGUUUUGUUGCUGGUAUUUUAAGGUUGCUUUUUGAUUUGGAAUUAUUAUUAUUAUUUUUUUUUUUUUUUGUAACAUUAAUACUAACCUCCCGCAUGACAGGGGUUCAUAUUUUUGUCUGCACUUGAGUUCACUUGGGUUUACAUUUGAAAUGUGCAUGUUUAUUUAUACAAAAGUUAAAUAAAGAUAUGCAAGGU
Molecule: messenger RNA, 4740 nt
Organism: Acipenser ruthenus (sterlet)
Lineage: Eukaryota; Metazoa; Chordata; Actinopteri; Acipenseriformes; Acipenseridae
Product: ubiquitin carboxyl-terminal hydrolase 15-like
Exons: 22
Coding region: 94-3066 (990 amino acids)
Biological process (GO): protein deubiquitination
Molecular function (GO): cysteine-type deubiquitinase activity
Source: RefSeq, a predicted model, not a curated record